GUGUUCGACCCAGGCGCCCCGCUCACGUGACCGCGGCGCAUGUCAGCUGAUGCCGGAGGGUUUGAAGCGGCGCCGGGAGGGAGCGAGGCCGCAGUGACCGCGGUGCGCGCACGGACCCGCCCGCAUCCCGCGCUCACCGUGCGGCCAUGGCCACCGCGGCGGGCCGGCGCGGCUCAGGUGAGCGCGGGCGGCGGGAGGGCGCGCCCGGCUCCGCGACUUCAGAGACCGAGCAAUUGCUGACCCCCAAUCCUGGGUAUGGGACCCAGGCGGGGACCUCACCAGCCCCCACAACCCCCCCAGAAGAGGAAGACCUCCGCCGCCGCCUCAAGUACUUUUUUAUGAGUCCAUGUGACAAGUUCCGGGCCAAAGGUCGCAAGCCCUGCAAGUUGAUGCUGCAGGUGGUCAAGAUCUUGGUGGUCACUGUGCAGCUCAUUCUCUUUGGACUCAGCAACCAGCUGGUGGUGACAUUCCGGGAAGAGAACACCAUUGCCUUCCGACACCUCUUCCUGCUGGGUUACUCUGAUGGGUCUGAUGACACCUUUGCGGCCUACACACGGGAGCAGCUCUACCAAGCCAUCUUCUAUGCUGUGGACCAGUACCUGACACUACCCGAGAUAUCCCUGGGCCGGUAUGCCUAUGUCCGUGGUGGGGGCGGGCCUUGGGCCAAUGGCUCAGCUCUGGCUCUCUGCCAGCGAUAUUACCACCGUGGCCAUGUGGACCCAGCCAACGAUACCUUUGACAUUGAUCCAAGGGUAGUCACUGACUGUAUCCAGGUGGAUCCUCCUGACAGACCUCCUGACAUCCCCAGUGAGGACUUGGACUUCUUGGAUGGCAGCACCAGUUACAAGAACAUCACAUUGAAAUUCCACAAGCUGAUCAACGUCACCAUCCACUUCCAACUGAAGACAAUUAACCUGCAGAGCCUCAUCAACAACGAGAUCCCUGACUGUUACACCUUCAGUAUCCUGAUCACAUUUGACAAUAAAGCACACAGUGGGCGAAUCCCCAUCCGCCUGGAGACCCAGACCCACAUCCAGGAGUGUAAACACCCCAGUGUCUCCAGACACGGAGACAACAGCUUCCGGCUUCUGUUUGAUGUGGUGGUCAUCCUCACCUGCUCCCUGUCCUUCCUGCUGUGUGCCCGCUCACUGCUCCGUGGCUUCCUGCUGCAGAACGAGUUUGUUGUAUUCAUGUGGCGGCGGCGGGGCCGGGAAAUCAGCCUCUGGGAACGGCUGGAGUUUGUCAAUGGCUGGUACAUCCUGCUGGUCACCAGUGACGUGCUUACCAUCUCGGGGACUAUCAUGAAGAUUGGCAUUGAGGCAAAGAACCUAGCCAGCUAUGAUGUCUGCAGCAUCCUCCUGGGUACCUCCACUCUGCUGGUCUGGGUUGGUGUCAUUCGCUACCUGACAUUUUUCCACAAGUACAAUACACACGAGUCUUUGUACCAGGGCAGGACCACGGGAGCCUGUCCCUACCUGCCCAUCCAGCUGAGUCCAGCUGUGAUCCUGAUUGCCACGUUGCGAGUGGCACUGCCCAGUGUCAUGCGUUUCUGCUGCUGUGUGGCUGUCAUCUACCUGGGCUAUUGCUUCUGCGGCUGGAUUGUCCUGGGACCCUACCAUGUGAAGUUCCGCUCGCUGUCCAUGGUUUCCGAGUGCCUGUUCUCCCUCAUCAACGGGGACGACAUGUUCGUGACGUUUGCAGCCAUGCAGGCCCAGCAGGGUCGCAGUAGCCUGGUGUGGCUCUUCUCGCAGCUCUACCUCUACUCCUUCAUCAGCCUCUUCAUCUACAUGGUGCUGAGUCUCUUCAUCGCACUCAUCACCGGCGCCUACGACACUAUCAAGCACCCAGGAGGCACUGGCACAGAGAAGAGUGAGCUCCAGGCCUACAUUGAGCAGUGCCAGGAUAGCCCCACGUCUGGCAAGUUCCGUCGUGGAAGUGGCUCCACUUGUAGCCUUCUGUGCUGCUGUGGAAGGAACUCUCCGGAGGACCAUUCACUGCUGGUGAACUGAUCCAAGAUGAUUGCCACUAGACUUUAUCCCCAUGUACUGCUGGGACCCCAGCUUAUUUAUUUUUAGAAUUCGCUUUAAAAGAUCUGCUUCUGACAGGCCUUGUGAGGGCUUGGGCAGAUCGAAUCGGACACUGGGGAAGGGAGGGCAUGGAGGGUGGCUGUUAAAUAAAAGGGAACAUAAA
This is a messenger RNA of Rattus norvegicus (Norway rat), 2190 nucleotides long. It is a transcript of the gene Mcoln1, whose product is annotated as mucolipin TRP cation channel 1. The record is from RefSeq and is a predicted model, not a curated record. Gene Ontology annotation, cellular component: membrane; plasma membrane; endosome membrane. Lineage: Eukaryota; Metazoa; Chordata; Mammalia; Rodentia; Muridae. Gene Ontology annotation, biological process: monoatomic anion transmembrane transport; potassium ion transmembrane transport; sodium ion transmembrane transport. Gene Ontology annotation, molecular function: monoatomic cation channel activity; monoatomic cation transmembrane transporter activity.